Molecule: messenger RNA, 1044 nt
Organism: Aureobasidium subglaciale EXF-2481
Lineage: Eukaryota; Fungi; Ascomycota; Dothideomycetes; Dothideales; Saccotheciaceae
Exons: 2
Coding region: 1-1044 (347 amino acids)
Biological process (GO): transcription initiation at RNA polymerase II promoter; transcription by RNA polymerase II
Cellular component (GO): transcription factor TFIIF complex
Source: RefSeq, a predicted model, not a curated record
AUGUCGUCCAACGGGAUCAAGACGGAAGAUGGCGCAUACAUCAAGCCGGAACACAUCAAGUCGGAGAUGGACGUCGACGAAUACGAAGACACGGGCGAGUGUCAUAUGCCGGCAUCUGAAGAAGAGCAGCAAGCCUGGCUCUGCAAAUUACCCAAAUGGCUCUGGACCGCCUGGGCUGACCUGGGCGAGGACGAAGAGAUCGAGCUAGGAAAGGUGCGCGUCUAUCACAAACCUAAGCCCGACGGUUCGCAAAGGAUUCAAAUGAGGCUUCACGACCUGCCCCAGCAUAAGAAUGUGCCCAAACUCUAUGACCUGUCGUCUUCGCGAGACCAAUACAACAACACCAUCAUCUUCUCGGAGCGCGACCAACCUGGAUUCAAGGCCUGGAACCCGAAUCGUGUCAGAAAGGAUAUCAGAAGGGACAACUUCAAAGUGAACAAAUCCAACAAGCCAUAUACUUCGUCCAUUCCAAAACAAACGGCUCUCGAAGGCUUCGUCAAGGCUGAAAUGGCAGUCACUGCCGUCGAGAACGAUGAAUACCGCCGUCUGACUGAUCAACGCUUCAUGGAAAUGUUCCAACCCAAACGCACCACUCGCUUCGAAUCCGGCGCCGACGUCCAAAUCCACUCGACCGCCGCCGCCAACAACGCUUUCGGCAGCUUCAUCAAGGCCAGCCAAGCAAAGAAGCCCAUCAAGAAGCAACAAGAAAAGGCCGUCCGUGUCAGUCAAGAAGAACUCUUCGAUCUCCUCACAGACUGCUUCAAGCAAUACCGUUACUGGUCGCUCAAGGCUCUCAAGCAGCGCCUGCAUCAGCCAGAGGCUUUCAUCAAGCAGAAUGUUGAGAAGAUUGCCACUCUCAUGCGCAGUGGUAAGUUUGCCAUGAACUACAAGCUCAAUCCUGAGUACGAGAGCUCCGUCGAUCCUCAAAACGUCAAGGAAGAAGUUGCAAACGAGGUCGAAGAGGAAGAUGAUGACGAUGACGACGACGACGAUGAUGACGAUGAUGAGGACGGCUACGAAGAUGUCAAGAUGGAAGAUUCUUGA